AUGGAUGGAACCUGGGGAGAAUGGUCGGAUUUUAGCGACUGUUCUACAACAUGUGGUGGAGGAACACAAAACAGAACAAGACUAUGUGAUAAUCCAGAACCGAGUAAUGGCGGUGCUACCUGUUCUCCUCCUGGUAGCGAAACUAGGUCAUGUAAUCUCAUUUCAUGUAUAGGUAUUACUUUAUUUAUUUUCGUUUUACACCAAACUUUUCUGACACAUUUUUGGUUGAUGAAAUGA
Lottia gigantea (owl limpet) is the source of this 237-nucleotide messenger RNA. RefSeq lists its product as hypothetical. Bases 1 to 237 code for a protein of 78 amino acids. The transcript has a single exon. The record is from RefSeq and is a predicted model, not a curated record. Lineage: Eukaryota; Metazoa; Mollusca; Gastropoda; Lottiidae.